This is a messenger RNA of Brassica napus (rape), 3134 nucleotides long. RefSeq names its product disease resistance protein RPP2A. Gene Ontology annotation, biological process: signal transduction; defense response. The record is from RefSeq and is a predicted model, not a curated record. Gene Ontology annotation, molecular function: protein binding; ADP binding; DNA binding. NCBI's taxonomy places the organism in Eukaryota, Viridiplantae, Streptophyta, Magnoliopsida, Brassicales, Brassicaceae.
UUCAGUGAGAUGGAGCUUCUCUUCGAGAAAUAUUUGACAACCAGCGAUCUCAGUAACCUCAAGAUCCUCAACACUAAUUUCUUUGCUGCCGUUAAGUACUUUAGCUUUGCCACCGUCGUCGUUGGAGCUACUGAACGGAUCCUUUCAGUAGAGGAUGAGGAAGGCAAGCCAUGGCAGUUCGGAUUCUCAGACUUCAACAGCCAACACUACCUCUUAACCAACGGUUGGAGCAACUACGUCAAGGAGAAGCAGCUUGGUGUCGGAGACAUUGUUUUCUUGCAGCGAAUUUUUACAGACAGCAGCAGGCUCUUCAUUGGCUUUAGUAGGCGCAGAGCUGCUCUCGAAGGCACAUCCUCUGAUAAACUCAAGGAAGCUAAAACUCCUCUCCAGCUAAGAAGUCAUGUGCAUAGCGUUACAGAGUUUGACCCUGUUUUAGUGAUUUCUUGUGGUGCAAACCAGGACUCCGAGGAGAGAUACUUCAUCAGCUACAUCUCCACAGAGUUGUGUCUCCGUGGCUUUACCCCUUUGAUAUAUGAUCUAACAAGGGGCACAUUGACUGGGGGUCUGGAGCUGCCACACAGAUCACGGGUUGGUAUUAUUAUUUUCUCCAAGAACUAUGCUUCUUCUAGACAGUGCCAGGAUAAUUUUGUGGCAAUAAUGGACCAUUCUAAAGCAAACAGCCUUGUGCUUCUUCCAGUGUUUUUUAAAGUGAAGGUUACAUACAUUAGAGGCCAAAGUGGCUCGUUUGGAAGAGCAUUCUCACAGCUUGAGAAUUCAGUUCAGGCAUCCCAAGUUCCCACAUUCACCUUCAUCGAUAAAUAUCAGUAUACGAAAGUGGGAGAGGUUAUACUUGCCAAAAAUAUUGUUAGCAAUGUCUGUUUGCUGCUCAGUUCUGAAAAUAACAUGAAACUAAGAGGAAGGCUUCAAAUGAAUAGUAUAUUGUCUUUACUAAAUUGUUCUCAAUCCUCAGCCCCACAUAUUGUUGGACUUUGGGGUAUGGCUGGCAUAGGGAAAACAACCAUCGCUAGAGAAAUUUUCAGAACACAAGCUGAUAGAUAUGACGUCUGCUACUUUCUGCCAGACUUCCAUAUAGCGUGUCAAAUGAGAGGACCGAGUCAUCUGCGUGAUGAAUUCUUCUCAAAAAUCUAUGGGGAAGAAAAGGUUACUGUAGACGCAUGUGAUACAAAACUAGGUUUCCUAAGGGAUAGGUUCCUUAGUAAAAAGGUUCUCGUUGUUCUUGAUGGCGUGAGUAGUGCUAGAGAUGCAGAAUUUUUGGUUGGAGGGUUUGGCUGGUUUUCUGGCGGACAUACCCUCAUCUUAACAUCUAGAAAUAGGCAAGUUCUGGUACAGUGUAACGCUAAAGAGAUUUACGAAAUCCAGAAACUAUCCCAGCCUGAAUCUCUUCACGUAUGCUCACAGUUUGCCGCUGUACAAAAUUGGAAAGAAAGAACGUCGUUGGUCUCUGAGCUGGUGAACUACGCUAGUGGGAUACCACUGGCUCUGCGUGCCUUAGGUUCGUCCUUACAAGAUAACUGUAUUGUCGGUGAGAAGCAACAUCUGAAAACAUUGCGUCAACAUCCUCUAGUUGAGAUUCAGGAUGCAUUUAAAAGAAGUUUUGAUGUACUAGAUGGCAACGAGAAGCACAUAUUUUUGGACCUUGCAUGUUUUUUCCGAGGGGAGAAUAAAGAUUAUGUAGUGAGCAUCCUUGAUGCUUGCGGUUUUUUUACAGAUUUAGGAAUCUAUGGUCUCAUCGAUGAGUCUCUCAUCAGCCUUGUAGGUAACAGAAUAGAAAUGCCCAACAUUUUUCAAGACACGGGUCGAUUUGUUGUUUGUCAAGAAAAUAAUGAGACAGGGAAGCGUAGCAGAUUGUGGGAACCUACUGACAUUGUUGAUGUGCUGACCAACAACUCAGGAACAGAAGCAAUUGAAGGCAUAUUUCUCGAUGCAUCUUGUUUGACAGUUGAGCUGAGUCCUACUUCUUUUGAGAAGAUGUAUAGACUUAGAUUGCUCAAGCUCUACAGUCCAACUUCUAAACACCAUUGCAAUGUAUGUCUACCUCAAGGCCUUUACUCUUUGCCUGAUGAACUACGUCUACUCCACUGGGAACGAUAUCCUCUAGGAUCCUUACCUGGGAACUUCAAUCCUAAAAAUAUUGUAGAACUGAACAUGCCCUAUAGCAACAUGACAAAACUAUGGAAAGGAACAAAGAAUCUUGCGAACCUAAAGAGGAUUAUUUUGAGCCACUCACGACAGUUGAUUAAAUUCCCAAGGCUUUCAAAGGCCAGGAACCUUGAGCAUAUUGAUCUUGAAGGAUGUACGAGUCUGGUUAAAGUUAACUCAUCUAUUCUUUAUCAUCACAAGCUUACUUUCUUGAAUCUGAAAGACUGUUCACAUUUGCAAAUAAUACCUACCACGGUUCAUCUAGAAGCUCUUGAAGUUCUUAAUCUCUCCGGCUGCUCAGAGCUCGAGGACUUUCCGGAUUUUUCACCGAACCUGAAAGAGCUAUAUCUAGCUGGGACUGCCAUUAGAGAAAUGCCAGCGUCAAUUGGGGGUCUCAGUAGACUUGUUACAUUAAAUCUGGAGAACUGUAACAGACUUCAACACUUGCCACCAGAGAUAAGAAACUUGAAAGUUGUGGUCAGCCUUAGCGCCGAACGUCCUGGUUCUUCCAUGGAUCUAUCUAGCGUGGGGGAUACCGCACCACCAUAUAAGAGAUGCCGAUUGAAGAGAGUUAUUGAAUCUGUUAUUCUGAGCUUAAGAAAAAGGAAACGAGAAAACAGUGUAUCUCUAGGGUUAACGUGAUGGUUAACGAGGAGACAGAGGAGGAAAAAGGCCUCCCCUUACGCCCGGUAAGCCACUCAUAAACUAGUGGUAACAGACGUCAAUUUGAUAAGAGAUAAACGUCACUUUGUAUUAUAAAUCCAAAUCAGGAAUCCAAUGUUCUAAAACACCAAUUCCUACCCACAGUGAUGAUCCUCCAGCAAUGGAAAUCAACAAAGAUGAGAGAUCGUCACACAGAGAGAGAUGAGAGAGAGAGAGUUUGUUACAAACUUUUACAAUUUCGAAUAAUGAAAAUAUCAAUUGUCAAGUGACUUAUAUAUUUGGUAUCUUCUUUUCUUCCGGUGACGUGUCCA